Cantharellus anzutake is the source of this 729-nucleotide messenger RNA. RefSeq lists its product as uncharacterized. The record is from RefSeq and is a predicted model, not a curated record. The transcript has 4 exons. The coding region runs from base 221 to 484 and encodes 87 amino acids. NCBI's taxonomy places the organism in Eukaryota, Fungi, Basidiomycota, Agaricomycetes, Cantharellales, Hydnaceae.
GCCCGAGCCCUCGAACUCGGUGAAGAAACCCCAGCACGCCAGAUCGAAUGAUAAGCAGGACCAGGAGGAAGUGCGGCGGAUUGUCGAUGAUGUCGAAGCCCCCCCGUUGGAACAACGUUCUGCCUGUCCGGCCACGUAGUGCUUCCUAAGGCAUUAGAUUCCAACAUGAAAUGAAUUCGGCCAACUCCGCUACAAAUAUGAACAAUAUCGACCGGUGAAAAUGCACCCACAUCUUUCGAAUCCUCGAAAUCUGGAAGCAUGUAGGGACAUUGCCGAUGAGCUUGGGAAAUGUAGAGAUAGCGGGUUUUUUGCCAAAUAUCUGGGAGGGUGCAACGAUGUGAAGCAAAAGUUGAUUAUGUGCUUGCGGAAAGAGCGCAUUGAACGAACAUCGCAACACAUUGAGGAGUCACGGCAGAAGAAGAAGACACCAGAAGAAGCGUGGAAACGGCAUGUUGCCCAGGAGAAGUAUGAGCAAAGGACGUAGGUGUGUCAACGGAGCUUUGUUUUCAACGAUAAUCUGUGCGUCACAUUUUGUUGCAUCCUGUUGGUGUCGAUAGUUUGUUACCUUCCUUCACAGUAGAUUGGCGCGCGUCCGCAAUGGAAGACCGCGCUGUGCUGUAGUUUACUGAUCGUAGCCGGAUCUUCCGUAAUGUUGAUUGUGCGGGUAAUGAUUCGUUGGCGCGUCCACGGCCUCUGGCUUUUGUAUAGUAUCCACUGCGUGGAAGCCAC